Molecule: messenger RNA, 2103 nt
Organism: Prorocentrum cordatum
Lineage: Eukaryota; Dinophyceae; Prorocentrales; Prorocentraceae
Source: the annotation of a GenBank genome assembly
AUGGUCCGGGUCGACAACACCUCCAAGCAGAGGAUGGUGGAUCCCACGCCCGGCACCGUGGUGCAGGCGAGCGCUUUUGCGUACGAGGAGGGGCAGGACCUCCUCGUGGUCCACGGGGGCAGGCUGCUCGACGCGAGGGUGACGGGCGGGCCGGCGGCAGGGUCGGGCAGCCUCCACCGCGUGCGGCUGAGCGGCGACGCAGCGGAGGUCGAGCUGGACUUGAACGAGAUGAACCAUUGCCCGCAGCGCUGUGGAAGCGCGGAGAGCUUCGAGGCUGCACGCGCGGCGUACUGCAGGCAGCUGGUGGAAGAUGGCCGCUUCAUCGAGGACGCCAUCACCAGCAAUCGCUUGAGCGUCACGGAGCAGCUCGUGAGGCUCACCAUGGAGACACACGACAGCGCAGCGAGGGAUGCAGGGGCCAUCGCGCACAUGUCUUUUGACGACCUGGAGUGGGUCGCCGGAACCGACAUUUCCGUCCAGGACCGCGUAUGGGCAUUGGGCAGCGAGGGCUUCGUGGAGCACCGGGAGAGAAGCGGCCGCUGCAUUGUGAAGUUGGCCGACGGAUCGUCGACGCCGCCGCUGGCGGCCAACCUGCUGAAGAAGGCGCGGCCCAUCGCUGGGGUCCAGGACGCGUCGUUCGCCGCCGUGCGCGACGUGUCCGGCCUCGUGCCCCUGCUGACUAGGCCGAACGCGAGGCGGCCGCAGGGUGCUCACUGCCGCCAGCCAGUGCUGGUCUGCGCAGGGCCUGGCACAGGCAAGAGCUGGUCGAUGCAGCAGCUGCAGUUCCUGCUGGCGCAGGAGCUGAGUGCGCCCAGGGCGCAGCCCUGCGAGGACCCCGUGCGCCUGGUGCCACUGCUGAUCCCGAUCCAGAAGCUCGCCCGCAUGCUGCGGGAUCGCCAGGCCGCCACGUCGCCGGAGCCAGAGCCCGGCGGAGCGGACCUGGUGCUGUUCUACAUCCGGCGCGAGUUCACGGACGCUCCCACGCGGGCCAUGUUGACGCAGGCGUUCGAUAUGCGCGCUCUGGUCGUGAUGCUGGACGGCGUGGACGAGGCCGCGAACCUGAAGCAGGCGGUCGAGGAGUUCGUGACCAAGACGCUGGUGCCGAUGGGCAUGCCUCUGGUCCUCACGUCGCGGCCGGAGGGCGUCCGCAAGCGCUUGUACGCCCGCGACUUUGUGAUAAUGCACCUGCAGCCUCUCAGCGGAGACGAGCAGCACCAGAUAGCGCGCAAGCAGCUGCAGGGUAAUGAGCUCUUCGAGCGCAUCCUUGCCUGCAGCGGACUGCGCCAGCGCGCCAUGUCCGGGUGCGAGGAGGCGAAGGCCCUCCUCGAGGGCCAGAAGGAUCUGCUCCGCCCCCUGCUGAAGCUAAGCGACUGCGAGGCCGACUUCGACGCCGCGCUCGAGGCCCGCUUGCAGGUCUUCGGCGAGGUCGUCGAGGUUCCCGUCCUCCUCUCCGUGCUCGUGUGCGUGCUGGGCGCGGGCACCGGCGAGCUGCCGCGCGACGCGUUCGAGCUGUACGAUCUGGGCGUGCGCGCCGCGCUGCGGCGGCACUUCGCUGGGGGCGAGGAGCAGCGCGCGGGGCCCUGCCUGGAGAUGCUGCAGGCCAUCGCGGCCGCGAACCACCUGGCGAAGCGGCGCACGUUCCAGCCGGGCGACGUGCGCCGUGCGCUCGCGGACCGGCCCGACCUGCAGGGCCUCUGGUCCGAGCUGGUGGACCGCGGGGAGGUGCCCGUGGUCAAGAUCCUGACGCUGGGCGACACCGGCGAGUUCCAGUUCCGCCACCUGAGUUUCCAGGAGUGCCUCUUCGUGCGGGAGCUCUGCGGGCGAGGCCUCGCCGAGGGCGGGCCAGCGCAGGGGGCGGCCGCCUUCUGGGGCGGCGCCGAGGGGCUCAGCGGGCGCCUGAACGACGCGUUCUACCGCAACGCCUUCGUGCUGGGGCGCGGGCACCUCGGGCGGGCGCUGUCCGCCCGGCGGGCCGAGUGGGACUUCGACUGCCAGCCGAGGCUGAGCGCGCUGGGCACGGCCGCGCUGCGGGGGCUGCUGGCGGGGGCGGCUGGACUGCGGCUCCUGGACCUGUCCAACCUGGGGCUCGGCGCGCCCGACGAG